AUGACAUUUUUACUCAAAUGGAGUGAAUUUAAAGAGCAUUUUCGAGUAAAUCGUAACACAUUUAAUUUCCUAGUUAUUGAAUUGCAUCCACAUUUAGGCAAAACUACCACAACUAUGCGAGAACCUAUUUCAGAAGUAAAACGUGUUGCAGUUGCAUUACAUUAUCUAGCUUCAUGGGAAGAGUAUCGUGUUGUGUCUAGCCUUUUUGGCAUAGGAAAGUCAACAGCAAAUAUAAUUGUUCAUGAAUUUAUUAAUGCUGUUAAUAACAUUUUGCUCCCUAAAUAUGUUAAAUUUCCAUUGUCAGUGGAAAAUUUAAAUAAACAUAGUAGAGGUUUUGAAGCUAUUCUUGGUUUUCCACAAUGCGUUGAAGCUGUUGAUGGAUGCCACAUCCCUAUUUCAGCCCCUAAAGAUCAAGCAAUUUCUUAUUAUAAUUAUAAAGGUGUUGGAUCGCCUGGUAGAAAUAAUGACAGCUAUAUUUUGCAGAAUUCUUCUUUGAAAGCUAUUUUAGAAUUAAAUCUAUUUGAUAAAUGUUGUAAAGAGCUGGGCGAUUCUCUUGUUCCGCUAUGUUUGAUAGGUGAUUCAGCAUUUCCUUUAACGCAUCAUUUGUUAAAACCUUAUCCUGAAAAUUUGGAGCUUAGUGAAAUUCAAAAAAAUUUCAAUAAAAUACUUUGCGGAGCUAGAAGAGUAGUUGAGAAUGCUUUUGGGCGCGUUAAAGCUCGAUUUUGUGUAACUUGCAAACGUAUGGAAUGCGAUAUUAACUUUGCUACAAGAAUUGUUAAUGCUUGCGUCACUCUUCACAACAUUUGUGAAUAUUAUGACGAUAUUAUUAUAAUAGAAAGGCUUAUGCAUCAUCAUGAUGACAAUCUAGCUCAACUCAAUACAUUUUCUACAACUGGGAACAAUGGACCAGGAAAAAAUGUUCGUGACUCAAUUGCUAAAUAA
Molecule: messenger RNA, 942 nt
Organism: Hydra vulgaris (swiftwater hydra)
Lineage: Eukaryota; Metazoa; Cnidaria; Hydrozoa; Anthoathecata; Hydridae
Source: RefSeq, a predicted model, not a curated record